AUGCUUCCAACUGGGUUGAAGCAAAAGACCAAGCGGACGACAGCUCGGUCUCCGUUCGAAAGUACCGCCAUGAACCAGCAUGUGAAUGAAGACAUUGAAAUGGACGACGAAACAAGCUCGGACGAAGAGAGUAUCCCCGAAGCGGACGAAUCGGAGAAGAAGCUGGAGCGCAUGCUCUUUGGUGACGAUGCGGGCUUUAUGGGCGCUUUGAAGAGCCAGCAGGAGCGGGCUGAUGCUAUGCAGCUCACUCUAUAUAGUGACGAAGAGAGUGGAAGCGCUGAUGAAGACGCAGAGGGCGAGGAGGGAGAAGAUAUGGAUAAUAUGGCCGAUGCGGAUCUCUUUUUCCUUGACUCCGGCGAUGCACCCGCUCCUACAGAGAUCAUAUCUCCCGAGACCCCCUCCGAUGCCGAGGACUCUGAAGGAGACGCUCCUGCCGUAUGGCACGACAGCGACGAUGAGCGAAUCGCCGUAUCGUUAGCAGGCCAAGCCAAGCUGCGCAAAUUGCGCAUCACCGAAUCGGAGGACGUUGUCAGCGGCAAGGAAUACGUUCGGCGACUGCGCAGACAAUUCCAGCGUCUGCACCCGACUCCCGAAUGGGCAAACCCGGAACUCGCCGCAAAGCGCCGGAAGAUGAACUCGGACGACUCAGAUGUGGACAGUGAUCAGGAAAUGGAAUCUGAUGAGGAGGAGCAAUUGUCCAUGCAGCCUCUUGCCAAGCUGCUUCAGAAUGCUACCGACCUGACCCGCAUCGAAGAUAAUGCUCGCUCAGGUGGAAAACGCAAGUUGCGACAGGAGGUGCUUGAUAUCCAGAGAUUGAAGGAUGUCGGAAAGGCGCAACCGUCCUCCGUCGAUUCGCUCAUGUUCCACCCUCACUACCCGCUCUUGCUCUCCUCUGGACCCGCAUCGACCCUAUUCCUGCAUCACAUCUCUCCCUCAGCACCAGCCCCGAACCCGCUCCUGACUUCGUUGCACAUUAAACGCACGCCGAUUCACACUUCCGCUUUCGCCCCGGGAGGUAACAAGAUUUUCGCCUCCGGCCGCCGCCGCUAUUUCCACAUGUGGGACCUGGACACCGGCAAGGUGGAUAAGGUCAAUGGCUCCGCAGACCGCAAAGACGAACAAAAGUCCAUGGAACGCUUCAAGCUCUCACCCUGUGGCCGUUACGUCGGCCUGGUCGGCAGUUCCCGUAAGGGCGGCGGUGUGAUCAACGUCCUGGACUCUGGCACUGCACAGUGGAUCGCGCAGGUCCGCGUUGAUGGCCGUGGUGGAGUCGCCGACUUUGUUUGGUGGUCCGAUGGCGAGGGUAUGACCGUUGCUAGCAAGAAUGGUGAGAUCUCCGAGUGGGACGGUAAGCAGCGUCGUGUGAUCGCUCGCUGGCUUGAUGCCGGUGCCGUCGGCACUACUGUUCUGAGUCUGGGUGGCCGCUCGGGCCGCACCCAGCUCGGCGGUAAUCGCUGGGUUGCUAUUGGAAGCUCCAGUGGUGUUGUUAAUGUCUACGAUCGUCGUGACUGGGCUGCUGCUUAUGCCAAUGCCUCUGCUGCCGAGAAGGAUGGCAAUCAGGCUGGUGUCCCGCGCAACCCGAACCCGGUCCGUGUCUUGGACCAGCUUACUACCCCGAUCAGCCAUUUGGUCUUUGCUCCUGAUGGUCAGAUGCUGGUUAUGGCGAGUCGGUGGAAGCGUGAUGCCCUGCGUCUUGUCCACCUCCCAUCGUGCACCGUUUACCGCAACUGGCCUACCUCCAAUACGCCCUUGGGUCGUAUUUCAUCUGUGGCCAUCUCACCAAACUCUGAGCAGUUGGCCGUUGGUAAUGAGCAGGGCCGUGUUCGACUCUGGGAGAUUAGAGGGUAG
This is a messenger RNA of Penicillium cinerascens, 1848 nucleotides long. RefSeq names its product WD40 repeat domain-containing protein. Bases 1 to 1848 code for a protein of 615 amino acids. NCBI's taxonomy places the organism in Eukaryota, Fungi, Ascomycota, Eurotiomycetes, Eurotiales, Aspergillaceae. Gene Ontology annotation, molecular function: protein binding. The record is from RefSeq and is a predicted model, not a curated record. Gene Ontology annotation, cellular component: small-subunit processome; Pwp2p-containing subcomplex of 90S preribosome. Gene Ontology annotation, biological process: rRNA processing. The transcript has 4 exons.